AUGAAUUCCGCUGUUUCCAUAAAUAGAGACUUCAUUUGGACAAAUCAUGAAGAAGCAGAAUUGUUGUCUAGAAGCAUAAUUAGCAUCAUAAGAAGUAAAUGUUUAUUUUUGAUGCCUUCACGGUCUAUGACCAUCGUACAGCGUGCAGCACAACAAAGCACAGCGCACUCUCACACUUCCUGUCUCAUUCAAGUGUCACUCAAUGAAUUGGACGCAUCGCAGAUAUUUGUAAGCGAGCUGAAAGCCUACAAUCCGAGUAAAUAUUUAAAGAAAUACAACAGCAGAAAUGCAAAAUUACUUAUCAUGGAACUCACUCCAAAACUAGAAUCAUUUUGUCAGCAACGGGGCUUCGGUCCGUGUUCCGAGAUCCGUUUAAGGUCCGUUUCCUGUUCCGGAACAAGCUCCUCUUCCUGUUCCGGAACAGAUUUAUCGUUUGCGGAACGGUCCGUUUUUGUUCCGGAACAAGUUCAUGGUCCCCUUAAGAUGAGGAAAUUAUUUAUUUUUGUACAGGAAGCGUGUGGGGUCGAUGCGGAAAUGACAUAA
Molecule: messenger RNA, 543 nt
Organism: Clunio marinus
Lineage: Eukaryota; Metazoa; Arthropoda; Insecta; Diptera; Chironomidae
Source: the annotation of a GenBank genome assembly